AAAGACUCAUAAUCGGAGAGAUAUAUCUGUGAGAUCUCUGCCAUUCUUUUCAGGAGAUAAACCAGUUCUUCUCUUCUUUUCUUCUUUUGGCUUCAGCACCCUACUUCGGGCACUCAUAGCAUCCUGAUAUCAGCCAAUCGCCUUUCCUCAUUCCAUCACCACAAUUGGGUACUGCCCUUGAACGAAUCGGCAAUAGCAGCAUCUCUCCGGUAAAGAAGAGGGAAUACUUAUCGGCUUCGCAAUGACGCAACCCACAUCAAUCAACGUGACAUUCGACACUUCCCUGACCGAAGUACCCACCGCAAACCAGCAAUCACAGACCGUCCCAGCCCCCAAUAUAUCCUUCUUUACCACCGAAUCAGAUCCCUCAGACGCGGGUCUCCGUCCAUCUACCUCUCAAUUACACAGAAUGGAGCAGGAAUCCACAAACCCCAACUCCACACCCGCUUCAGGAACUCGCUCCAUGACUCCUACAACAGUGCAGCAUCUGCCUACGCAAGAGGCAUACGAUCAAUGGGCCAAUGUCUACGAUACGGACGGAAACAUGCUCCAAGCAAUUGACGACCUCGAGCUCUCCACGUUACUGCCGGAGUUCUUAAGCACAUUGACAUCGACUCGGCCGGUCGACUCCUCUACCAUCACUCUCAUCGAUCUCGGCUGCGGCACAGGCCGCAAUACCACCAAACUCCUCGCAUACAACUGGCCAGAGGUGCGUAGCGUACGAGUCACAGGCCUCGACUUCUCAAAGGGCAUGCUCGACAUUGCAGCCAAGAAAGUCCAAGGCGCUGUGGAAUCGGGCAAGAGGGAAAUCAACCUGCAGCAGUGCGAUUGCUUUCCCACCGUACGAGACAAGAAUGCCUCGCCUGUUCCUCCCGUGGAAGGACUCGCUGCUGCGGAUGCGGCCAUUAGCACUCUGGUCCUGGAGCAUGUUCCACUGCAGGAUUACUUUGCCACGCUUGCUGCUUUGGUGGUGAACGGAGGGUAUGCGCUCGUGACGAACAUGCACAGCGAGAUGGGCUCUAUAUCUCAGGCUGGAUUCGUCAAUGCGCAGGGAGUCAAAGUAAGGGGAGAGAGCUUUGCGCAUACGCCUCAGGAAACGGCGGAGGAAGCGAAGAGAGCGGGAUUUGAGGUAUUGCGGAUCAUGGAAAGAAGGAUGGAAGAAAGAGACGUUGAAAGCGGGUUGGUGGGGUAUAGGGGGAGGAAGUGGAUAGGCGUCAUGGUUUGGUAUGGGUUAGUGUUGAGGAAGGUGGAGUGAGUGAGAGAAGUAGGAGGACAAUGGGGCGAGACUUGAACGAUUAAUGACCAACCUUGAAAAGUUUUUGUUUGUUUAUGAUCAGGAUAUCUCCGCUAGUUCAA
Westerdykella ornata is the source of this 1356-nucleotide messenger RNA. Its product is annotated as S-adenosyl-L-methionine-dependent methyltransferase. The record is from RefSeq and is a predicted model, not a curated record. Bases 242 to 1255 code for a protein of 337 amino acids. NCBI's taxonomy places the organism in Eukaryota, Fungi, Ascomycota, Dothideomycetes, Pleosporales, Sporormiaceae. The transcript has a single exon.